AUGGCUGCAGCCCAAUUGCGUCUCGUCUUUAUAACUAUUGUCCUACGUUUCAUAGCUGCACAACAGAAUGAUGGUUCUGUAUCUGUUGGUGCAUCACUCAAAGCCACAUCCGAUGUGAAACCAUGGCUUUCAUCAUCUGGUGAAUUUGCCUUUGGGUUCAAACAAGUUCAGGGUAACGAUAAUUUCUUGUUAUCCAUAUGGUACGAGAAGAUACCUGACAAGACCAUCGUCUGGUAUCCAGAAGAAGGUCGGAUGGUGCCUACAGGAUCCAAAGUUGAGCUACUUCGUGAAAGUGGACUCGUACUCACGGAUCCUCAGGGCACAGAGGUAUGGAGAUCUGGAUCCAUUUCCGGUGUUGCAUCAGGUUUUAUGAAUGAUACAGGUAACUUCGUGGUUUUUGGUGGCAAUUCUCGCAAGUUAUGGGGUAGUUAUGAUUUUCCAGCAAACACCCUGUUGCCUACUCAGGUUAUGGAGAGAGGUGGAGGGAUGAAUUCAACAAUCAGUCCAACAAACUUCUCUGGUGGACGAUUCCAGUUACGUCUGCUUCCAGAUGGGAAUCUUGUUCUUAACAUUCGAGAUACACUUUCAGGUAAUACUUAUGAUGCUUACUAUAUCAGUGGCACAUAUGAUGAUUCUAAUUCAACAAACUCCGGUGAACAAGUGAUAUUCGAUGCAACGGGAUACAUGUAUAUAUUGAGAAGAAAUGGCCAACGAUUUGAUCUUACUCCAAGAGGCUCACUUCCUUCUGGAGAUUAUUAUCACAGAGCUACUCUAGACUCUGAUGGGGUUUUUCGCCAAUAUUACUUCCCCAAGAAUCCCAUCUCCAAUACAAAUUGGGAAGUUAUAUGGUUCGUGCCAGAUAACAUAUGUGUGGAUUCAAGUGAUCGUUCAAGCACUGGAGCUUGUGGGUUUAACAACGUUUGCAGUUUUGAUGGUAACCGGCCAAACUGUGAAUGCCCAAAGGGUUUCUCAUUGCUUGAUCCAAAUAAUCCAAGUGGUGAUUGCAAGCCUGAUUUCACUCCAACAUGUGAUGAAGUUGACUCCAAUAAUGGGCGAGGCAUGUUUGAUUUCAUCGAGCUCCAAAAUAUUGAUUGGCCAUUUUCAGACUAUGUGCAUAUGAACCCAAGUAAUGAAAACACCUGUAAAAGUUCCUGCUUGGAAGAUUGUUUCUGUGCUGUUGCAAUAUAUAGGGACACCCAAUGUUGGAAGAAGAAGCUUCCACUUUCUAACGGGAGGAAGGUUGAUUCAGCUAAUGUGAGGGCGUUCGUGAAAUACCAGAUUGGUGAUCAUCCUCUUCAAAACCCUCUUGGGCUUCCUGGAAAAAAUAAAGAUCGAAGAAGUCUGAUAGUUGUCGGAUCGGUUCUCCUAGGUACUUCAGUGUUUAUCAUCUUUGUAUUGACUGGUGUGAUUUGUGUGGGUUUCUUUGUAAUCUACAAGAAGAAGCCUAUGAACACAUAUUCAAUUCGUAAAGCUGUUGAAACCAAUCUGCCUUCUUUUACGUAUCAAGAACUAGUUGAAGCUACAGAUGGAUUCAAAGAUGAACUGGGAAAGGGGGGUUUUGGGAUAGUCUAUAAAGGUGUGAUAGGAAAAAAGAUCGUAGCUGUGAAGAAGUUGAAUACUGUAGUUCAUGAUAGUGAUAAGGAAUUCAAAACGGAGGUUGACACCAUUGCAAAAACUCAUCAUAAAAAUUUGGUACAGCUUCUUGGGUAUUGUGAUGAAGGUGAUCAGCGACUAUUGGUUUAUGAGUACAUGAGCAAUGGCACUUUGGCGAUGUUUCUUUUUGGGGACACAAGACCGACAUGGAGACAGAGGAGUCAUAUUGCUGUUGGGAUUGCUAAGGGACUCGCAUACCUUCAUGAAGAAUGUAGCACCCAAAUCAUUCACUGUGACAUAAAGCCUAAAAAUAUACUUCUUGAUGACUACUGCAAUGCUAAGAUUUCUGACUUUGGAAUGGCAAAACUUUUGAUGUUGAAUCAAAGUCAUACGAACACUGGAAUAAGAGGAACAAAAGGUUAUCUUGCUCCUGAAUGGUUUAGGAACACACCUGUCACAAUAAAGGUUGAUGUCUAUAGCUUUGGAGUUUUGCUUUUAGAGAUCAUUUCAUGCCGAAAGAGCUUGGUGUUUGAGAGUGAUGAUGAAGGGAUGGUGGUUUUAACUGAUCUUGCAUGGGAUUGCUAUCAAGAAGGUCGGCUGGAGGCAUUUGUUGAGAAUGAUUUGGAGGCCUUAAAUGACCACAAAAAACUUGCAACAUUUGUGAUGGUUGGUCUUUGGUGUGUACAAGAAAACUCGUCAUUGAGGCCUACCAUGAGGAAGGUCAACCAGAUGCUUGAGGGAGGAAUUGAAGUGGUGGAACCUCCAUGUCCAUACAGCUCUUUCUCUGUUACCAAUUACUAA
This is a messenger RNA of Lactuca saligna, 2394 nucleotides long. NCBI's taxonomy places the organism in Eukaryota, Viridiplantae, Streptophyta, Magnoliopsida, Asterales, Asteraceae. The record is from the annotation of a GenBank genome assembly.